Penicillium argentinense is the source of this 363-nucleotide messenger RNA. RefSeq names its product cupin domain-containing protein. The transcript is spliced from 3 exons. The record is from RefSeq and is a predicted model, not a curated record. Bases 1 to 363 code for a protein of 120 amino acids. NCBI's taxonomy places the organism in Eukaryota, Fungi, Ascomycota, Eurotiomycetes, Eurotiales, Aspergillaceae.
AUGGCCCCCACUCCGAUGAAGUACUACGCCAAGGCGCAGUCUACCUUCAAGCCGCCUCUCGUCGCCAAUGAGAAUGCCUUUCUGGGCGAUGUGAGCUCUAGCGACAAGGACAAUGCCGAAAAGCCCAUUUCGGCCGGCUUCUACCGCCUCGAAAAGGGCACGCCGCUCGUCUAUACCUACUCCUAUGAUGAAAUGAAGAUCAUCCUGGAGGGCCAGUUUGAGAUUUCUGAUGAGACUGGUCAGAAAGUCACGGCUGUCCCGGGUGAUGUGUUUUAUUUCCCCAAGGGCACGACUAUCACCUUUACCACUCCGGAUUAUGGGCUGGCUUUCUUCACGGGCCAGCGAGCCGAGGGUGUGCUGUGA